Molecule: messenger RNA, 808 nt
Organism: Polyodon spathula (Mississippi paddlefish)
Lineage: Eukaryota; Metazoa; Chordata; Actinopteri; Acipenseriformes; Polyodontidae
Product: BAG family molecular chaperone regulator 1-like
Exons: 7
Coding region: 34-654 (206 amino acids)
Biological process (GO): protein stabilization
Cellular component (GO): nucleus; cytoplasm; membrane
Molecular function (GO): protein-folding chaperone binding; adenyl-nucleotide exchange factor activity
Source: RefSeq, a predicted model, not a curated record
GUGUCUGAAUGUUUGCGCACACCUUCCGCAGACAUGGCUGAAAACGCAGUGACAUUGACAGUUGCACAUGGAACCACCAAACAUAACAUCGAAGUGAGAGGACGAGAGAGUAAUGAGCCACUACUGAAUGAUUUGGCGGAAGCUAUUGCUCAGGUCACUGGCGUACCUCUUACAUCACAAAAACUUAUCUUUAAAGGCAAGUCUCUAAGGGAGAUGGAACAGCCUUUAUCAAGUUUUGGUGUGAAACAAGGUUGUAAAGUCAUGAUGAUUGGAAAAAGGAAUAGCCCGGAGGAAGAGGCAGAACUGAGGAUAUUGAAGGAUCUAGAGAAGUCAGUAGAUCAGACGUCCAAGAAACUGGAAAAAGUUGAUGGUGAGCUAACAGGUUUAAAGAAUGGUUUCUUAGCAAAGCACCUUCAGGCUGAAGCUUUAAACAGGCUAGAUCAGCGAGUUAAGGUGGCAGCUGAACAGUUUAUGAAAAUCCUUGAACAGAUGGAUGCCAUGAGUUUGCCUGAAAAUUUUAGUGACUGCAGAAUGAAGAAGAAAGCUUUGAUUAAAACUGUUCAGGCCUGCCUUGCUCAGUGUGAUAAGAUAGAAGCAGGCAUUUCAGAUCAUCUUGCAAAACUGCAAUCAAAGAACUUGGCGCUGUGUGAAUAGGAAAAGACCUUUCCUAGUAAUCUACAGUACAUUGCUCUGUGAGCAAUAUAAACCAUAUACAGAGGUCCUUCUGGUAGAGCAGGUUAUUUAUCUGUAGUAAAUGAUAAAUGUAAGUGAUUUUUAUGGACACCAAUAAAUAUUAUUCCUGUGUUGA